AUGUCGAAAGCACCAACUACCAUUGGUGACAACUAUACCGUCCUUCCUAUCGCAAUUCCUUCUACGCCCGCAUAUCCCGUUGCGACGACGCAUCACAUAUAUUUGAGACAGCAUGCUCCAAAGAUUCCGUCCGAGAAUGAUUCGCGGAGUCUCUUCGCAACAAAUCUACCUAUAGAUUCCACAGAUAUUUAUAUUCGAAGCAUAUUCGCAUCAUUGAUAGGUGUUGGCCGAGUUGAAGAUGUACGAUUCGAUGGGGAAAAGGAAGAGGUUGUCGCACAAAAACAAAUCGAGAAUACCUCGCAGAGCAAGAAAAGAAAGAGAGGAGGCGAAGUUGAAAUCGAUACGAGUUUACCACAAGGAUGGGAUAGGCAAUUGCGCAUUAAGGGAAGGACGGCUGUGGUAUUAUUGGUAGAUGAGAAAAGCGUGGAAUCCGUUCUAAAGGCUGCACGAAAAGCCUGCAAAUCAGGAAAGGAAUCAAAAUAUCCUGUUUGGGGCGCAGGUGCUGAAGGCAAAGUGCCCGCUUUGGGUAGCGCACGUUAUGCAAUGAGGCAGGAGUUACGAUUCCCUGACAAAUUAGCAGUGCAGAGGAGUGUAGACGCUUUCAUGACGAAGUUUAAUAGUAAGGAAGAGGAGAGAGAGAGGGAAAGAAAGAGAUUAAGGAAUGUGCCAGAUGAGGAUGGAUUUGUGACAGUAGUGAGGGGUGGGAGGACAGGCCCAGCGAGGAAUGAGGCGGCGGAAGAAAAGAGGCGAGAGAUGGCCGAGAAGGAGGAGAAGAGGAGAAAGGAGUUGGAGGACGCAGGAUUCUAUAGGUGGCAGGGACGAGAGAAGAGAAAGAAGGAGGUUGGAGAGCUGGUCAAGAGAUUCGAGGCGGAUAGGAAGAGAGUGGAAGGUAUGAGGGAAAAAAGAGGAAGGUUCAGACCUGAGAGGUGA
Molecule: messenger RNA, 930 nt
Organism: Botrytis byssoidea
Lineage: Eukaryota; Fungi; Ascomycota; Leotiomycetes; Helotiales; Sclerotiniaceae
Exons: 1
Coding region: 1-930 (309 amino acids)
Biological process (GO): ribosomal small subunit assembly; rRNA processing
Cellular component (GO): CURI complex; UTP-C complex
Source: RefSeq, a predicted model, not a curated record